ACAAACGUCCGGCACGAGUUGGCUGAAGCGAACGCUGCCGUUCCGGAAAUGCGUGUGACGCGCGCGACAGGACUGUAGCUGUGCUGUAACGCGUCCGCUUCUCACCAAGACCGUCUUCUGAAGCUUGCUCGCUUGGCCCCCGCUGCUACCUAAAGCACUCACUGAAAGACAUGACGGAGCCACGCAGCCCAGGAAUGUCCUCUCUGCCUCAGACGGCACCAGUGCACACGGACGCCACCUCUCCGGCUGUCGAGAUGGACCCGGUGGAGUACACCCUGAGGAAGCGUCUCCCCCGGAAACUCCCGAAGAGGCGGAACGACGUCUACGUCAACAUGAAGACAGAUUUCCGCGCUCAGCUGGCACGCUGCAAGAAGCUGCUGGAAGGCGGGGGCCACAGGGAGAUCUGUGUCCACGGCCUGGGCCUGGCCAUCAACAGGGCGAUCAACAUCGCCCUUCAACUGCAGGCCGGCAGCCAGGGGGCGCUGCAGCUGGCAGCCAACACGUCCACCGUGGAGCUCGUAGACGACCUGGAGCCUGAAGAUCCGGAUGAGGCCGGGGGGCCGAUGACGCGCACGCGCAACAACUCGGCCAUUCACAUUAAGGUGUUCUACCCCGACCCCCAGUGAGCUGAACGCGGGCGUGUCAGGCAGAGGCUCUCCGGGAGCCUUCAGGUCCGAUUCAUUCCCUUGUGAAAACAACAAUGUGUGGGCUGAGCGUUAUUCAUUAAACUGCGUUGGAAUACUCCGACUCGGACAACCUCAGUUGACGGAAAAUAUUGAGCUUGUUGGUCUCGUCACUUGCAAAUUGUUCCCAUUGUAGCGUUGUUCUUUUUUACAUUGCAUGUCUUGAAGCAUCAGGUGAAACCUCUAUCAUUUAUAAACUUGUAGACAUGGCUUUGCCAGAUGUCAACGUACAAGUGUCUUUAAUUUCGAGGCCCGACUGAGGGUUCAAGUUUCAUAUCGGUUUGUUGUCAAAUAUACAAUUAGAAUAAAUGAAGAAUACUAAAGUUUAUAUUUAAGUGUUUUAGUAAAUGUCCACUAGAUGUCAGCAGGCUAAAUCUAUUUCAAUUUUCUGAAUGUUCAUGUUCAAAAUGAAUGUGUAAUGCACCUGUUUUUAGGAAGACAGUGUAUUUGAUUUCUUGACAAAAGAAUAAAUCGUAUAAAUGAAUAAAAUGUGCUGGAAUGUG
Molecule: messenger RNA, 1186 nt
Organism: Pseudoliparis swirei
Lineage: Eukaryota; Metazoa; Chordata; Actinopteri; Perciformes; Liparidae
Gene: pop7
Product: POP7 homolog, ribonuclease P/MRP subunit
Exons: 2
Coding region: 171-626 (151 amino acids)
Biological process (GO): tRNA 5'-leader removal
Cellular component (GO): nucleolar ribonuclease P complex; nucleus; ribonuclease MRP complex
Molecular function (GO): nucleic acid binding
Source: RefSeq, a predicted model, not a curated record